Messenger RNA from Sinocyclocheilus grahami, 2824 nucleotides. Its product is annotated as dnaJ homolog subfamily C member 21-like. Gene Ontology annotation, cellular component: cytoplasm. The record is from RefSeq and is a predicted model, not a curated record. The transcript is spliced from 12 exons. Gene Ontology annotation, molecular function: nucleic acid binding; zinc ion binding. NCBI's taxonomy places the organism in Eukaryota, Metazoa, Chordata, Actinopteri, Cypriniformes, Cyprinidae. Bases 272 to 1897 code for a protein of 541 amino acids.
UCCAUGCGCCGCGGCUGCACACACACAAGACACCGGCUUCGUGCGAUUCUUCUGUCGAGUGAAAAUAUGUCUACUGUUCGAGAAGCUGAUGAAUACGCGGAUAAAUGUUACUCUUGUCUUUACAAUAUUUAGCGUAAUAUUAGGUUUGCGCUGUUGUAGUAUUAGUUUUGUGAUCCACGUGGCCACAUUGAUGAUAUUUCGUGUGUACUGUAGUUCUGACAGUGGUUUUCAAAACACUAAGUUUGUGUAGCAUCUCCACGUCCAGACUAGAAUGAAGUGCCACUAUGAGGUGCUGGGCGUUAAAAGAGACGCGUCGGACGACGACCUGAAAAAGGCUUAUAGGAAAUUAGCCUUGAAAUGGCACCCAGACAAGAACUUGGAUGACGCAGAGGAGGCUGCAGAGGAGUUCAAACUUAUCCAGGCUGCGUAUGAUGUUCUGAGUGAUCCGCAGGAGAGAGCCUGGUAUGAUAACCACCGAGAGGCGCUGUUGAAAGGGGGUGUCAGCGGAGAGUACCAGGAUGACAGCAUUGAUCUCUUGCAGUUCUUCACUGUCACCUGCUACUCAGGUUACGGAGAUGAUGAAAAGGGCUUUUACACCAUAUACAGGAAUGUGUUUGAGACUAUCGCAAAGGAGGAGAUGGAGCACAGUAAAGAUGAGGAGGAAGAAGAUGAGGAGCAGUUUCCCUCAUUUGGAGAUUCUCAGAGUGACUAUGACACUGUGGUACAUUUAUUCUAUGGCUACUGGCAGAGCUUCUGUACGCACAAAAACUUUGCAUGGAAGGAGGAGUACGACACUCGACAGGCCUCCAACCGCUGGGAGAAGAGAGCCAUGGAAAAAGAGAACAAAAAAAACAGGGACAAGGCCAGGAAAGAGCACAGCGAGCUGGUGCGCCAACUAGUGGCCUUCGUCCGAAAGCGUGACAAGCGUGUUCAGGCCCAUAAGAAGCUGGUGGAAGAGCAGAACGCAGAGAAGGCCAAAAAAGUUGAAGAACUGAGGAGAAAACAGAAGCUCCACCAGGCCAAGCUGGUGGAAGACUAUCAGGAACAGAGUUGGACUGCCAUGUCAGAGCUGGAGAAAGAACUGCAGCAGAUGGAAGCGCAGUACGGUCAAGAGUUUGGUGAUGCAUCAGAGAGUGAAGAGGAGGAGGAGGAGGAGGUGGAAAAUGGGCAGGAGAGGGCAAAUGUGGACAGGGGAGAUGUGGUGCAGGCAGAUGGUGCCGUGGAAAUGGACGACUAUUAUGAUGACCUGUACUGCCCUGCCUGUGACAAAUCUUUCAAAUCCGAUAAAGCUAUGAAAAACCAUGAGAAGUCUAAGAAACACAGAGAGAUGUUGGCAUUGCUACGGCAACAGCUGGAGGAAGAAGAAAAGUCGCUGAGUCAGAACUCUGCCGAGAGAGAGGAGGAUGACGACGAUGAACUCGAUGACACACCGAGACAAAAAUUAUCUAAAAGGCAGAAGAAAAAGAAACGUCAGCAGAAAAACAUAAACAAUCUUCCAGAAGAGCCAGAGAUUGACAGUCCAGUCCCACAGUUCACAGAAGAGCGUCCCCCACCUGCACCUGAUUCGGGCAACAAUGAGGACACCCCUGUCCUCUCUGAGGACCCAGAUGAGAAAAUAAAACCAGAGGGAUGUGAACCCACAAACCAAAAAAGCUCUUCAAAGACAAAAGGGAAGAAAGGCGGAAAAGACUCUAACAAGGACGGCAAACCAAACGGAGGUGUGGAAGCUGCACAAGAGAGGGAAGUCAACCUGCGCUGUGUGACCUGUCAGUAUGAAUUCGCCACCAGGAACAAACUUUUCGAUCAUCUGAAGACCACGGGCCACGCCACCGCCCUCUCAUCCAGUAACGCUGCCCAAACGUGCAAGAAAAAGAAGGACGCCAGGAAGAACAGAUAACUGAGGCAGACUGAAGACUGCCCCUCUGAAUGUACAUUGUAAAAACCUCUGCUGGUAUUUCUUUUUAUUUUUUUUUACUUCUUUGAUGACAUGCAGUUCUGCAACCAUCAGGCAGCGAGUGCGUUUCUGUCCCUACGAAAAUUAAUUUGUGCCCCAUGAGCUGACAUCUCUUUUGUAAUGCACCAUAUGCCAAAAGAUGUCCCUAGAACUGCCAUUUAUUCCUAACUGAUGUGUAAUCUGAUGCCUCAGAGCUGAUCUGUAGGCGAAUGAGACUUGGAUAUUUUAGAGUAGGCCGUGCAAAUGUGGUUUUGUUUUUAGGAGGUUGAGUAAUUAUUUUUAUAGCGCAUUUUAUGUCACAUUAAGUUGCGUUUUCAUAGUCGCCAUUCCAUUCUGGUAACCUGUAAAAGGCAACAUGAGGAAUGAAACUCCACUGGAUAUUUUGAAAAUGCUUUUUUUGAUUAUUUCACAGAGCUUUAAUUUAAUUGGAAGUGUUUUGGAACACAAAACUCUUUGUUUGGAGAAAUGUGCAAUGAACUGCAGCAUCUCACAACAAUGUUAUUAUUAGUAAUAAGACCAAUGGGUUUAUGAUUGUGAAAAGAGUAAAAACUAAACAUUCAGAUAUUUUUAUUGUACCGUGUAAUGGGUAAGCUGCGGAAUAAAAAAGCUUAGUGUUAUGCAAAACAAUACCAUGUGAUUUCCAGGAAAGGAUCUCAAAAAGAAUCGGAACAAAAAAACAACGGAUGCUUAUUUAAUAUACAAUUGAUUUCUUACAGGACAAAAAUAUCCGUAUAAUCUUCACAUAACGUUUUAAGGGACAACAGAUUUAUUUAUUCUAAAAUUGACCUUGCUUGCCUUAAUCGUAUAGACUGUAAAUGUCAUUUGAACUGGGUAGGGCUGCCACUAACGACUAUUUUUAUUUCGAUUAAU